AUGAACAGCGUGGUGGUCAAGAGGCUUGCAAUUGCCUUGAAAAGACCAUUCGCUCCGCAACAAACCCCGACUUUCUCGUCGAUAUUCAGACCCUUUUCCUCCACAGCCCCUUCAAGGGACAUCGGCACACCUAGUGGUGGUGCGCCUUCAACAAGCCCUUCAGAGUUGGGCAAACUAUCCGAAGACACGGCCGCGAGCUCGAAUGGCUAUACCACAGAAGAAAUUGGAGCCAGAAUUGCCGAGACGCUGGCAAACCCGUACCGCAUGACUCCUCCUUACCACCUUCACGUUUACGCCCACAAGCACAACACACAUCUGACAUUGACGCGGCCAAAUCGUGACCCGAUGAUGUCCAUAAGCUGCGGCUCGAUUGGAUUUCGCAAAUCUCACCGAAGCGGCUUCGAUCCAGCACAUCAGCUGUCGUCAUACAUGAUGGCGAAGAUUCAAGAACGUGGAUUCCUGAUGGAUAUCAAACAGCUGGAAGUCGUCAUGAGAGGGUUUGGGCCAGGCCGCGAGGCAUUUACAAAAGUCCUCCUGGGCCCCGAGGGCAAGAAGAUACGAGACAAGGUAGUGCGGGUGACGGAUGCAACGAGAUUGAAAUUUGGCGGAACAAGAAGCCCGACGGUGCGGAGAUUGGGCUAA
Molecule: messenger RNA, 642 nt
Organism: Uncinocarpus reesii 1704
Lineage: Eukaryota; Fungi; Ascomycota; Eurotiomycetes; Onygenales; Onygenaceae
Exons: 1
Coding region: 1-642 (213 amino acids)
Biological process (GO): maturation of SSU-rRNA from tricistronic rRNA transcript (SSU-rRNA, 5.8S rRNA, LSU-rRNA); ribosomal small subunit assembly; translation
Cellular component (GO): mitochondrial small ribosomal subunit; ribosome
Molecular function (GO): small ribosomal subunit rRNA binding; structural constituent of ribosome; mRNA 5'-UTR binding
Source: RefSeq, a predicted model, not a curated record